AAAAAACAGCGAAAGGAAUUGUACACGAGCACUGGGGGAUCGCGUGUGAAAAGCACCCGGCCGGUUGAUGAGUGGCUCAAGCAGCUGCUUGUCAGUGUAUAUGAACUAGAUCAUGCAACACUGAAGAGCUCAGCUGUGUUCACAGCUACCACACUUCAUUUCAGGGCAGUAGUAGACUAGUAGUAGCAGUACCGUACCUAUAGAGGGAGUUCUUCGACGUCGUCUCUGCCAUGUCGGAGUCCGAGGCGACGCUGGAGGACACGCCGACAUGGAUCGUGGCGUCCGUGUGCUCCGUCAUCGUCCUCAUCUCCUUCGUCUUCGAGCGCGCGCUCCAUCGCCUCGGCAAGGCACUGCAGCGCCGGAGGAAGACCCUGUACGAGGCGCUGCUGAAGCUCAAAGAAGAGCUGAUGCUGCUGGGGUUCGUCUCGCUGCUGCUCGUCGUCUUCCAGGAGCUGAUACAGAAGAUCUGCAUCGACGAGGGCCUCAUGGAGCACUGGCUGCCGUGCCGGGGCGCGAGCGCCACCACCACCUCGGCGUCGGAGGCGACGGUUCGUCACGGCGUCUCCUCCUCCGCAGUCGUCGUCGGUGGCGGGAGGAGGAUGCUCAAAGGCGGCGGGGCAGCUUUUGGGCACUGUUCAAGCAAGGGAAAAGUCCCGUUGCUAUCACUUCACGCCUUGGAGCAGGUACACAUUUUCAUCUUCGUCCUAGCCAUCAGUCAAGUCGUUCUCAGCGUCGCCACCGUCCUCCUGGGACUUCUACAGAUGCGGAUAUGGAUGCACUGGGAGAACACCAUUCAGGAAGAGGGCAGCUCUGCUCCCAAGAUGAUCGCCCGUGUGCAGAAAAUCAGGUUCGUCCAGGACUGGUGUAAGGGGUACGAGAAGGUCACUUGGGUCAUAAUAUGGCUGCGUUCCUUCUUCAAGCAGUUCUACGGAUCAGUAUCCAACGACGACUACAUUGCGAUGAGGCUUGGUUUCGUCAUGGAGCACUUUAGGGGGCACCCCAAGUUCAAUUUUUAUGACUACAUGAUCAAAGCUCUCGAGAAAGAUUUCAAGAGAGUAGUUAGUAUAAAAUGGUAUUACUGGAUUUUUGUGAUGAUCUUUUUGCUACUCAACAUCACCGGGUGGCAUUCCUACUUCUGGAUCUCAUUAGUUCCGUUGGCUCUGCUGCUUCUGAUUGGAACAAAGCUGGAGCACAUCAUAAACAAGCUGGCCUACGAGGUGGCCUCCAAGCACGCCGCUGGGCAAGGGGGUGAAGGGGGCAUCGUCGUGAGCCCUUCAGACGAGCUGUUCUGGUUUCACAGCCCACGGCUGGUGCUCGUCCUCAUCCACUUCAUCCUCUUUCAGAACGCCUUCGAGUUCGCGUAUUUCUUCUGGACACUGGCGAUGUUCGGCGUCAACUCCUGCAUUAUGGACAGUCUAGGAUACAGCGUAUCGCGAAUCAUCAUAUGCGUCGUCGUCCAGGUGCUCUGCAGCUACAGCACGCUCCCGCUCUACGCCAUUGUGUCCCAUAUGGGGAGUUCGUUCAAGAGCGCCGUGUUCGCGGACGACGUCGCCGAGCAUCUCAGAGGCUGGGCCGACGGCGCUCGGAGGCGCGUGCGAAGAUCAGCCACGGAUGUCGACGCCACCGCCAGUUGCCUGGGUACGCCGGCGGCGGGACGACGGGGCUGGGAAGGCGCUGCCGCCGGCUGGAGAUUGGUGGCCGGGAGGAGCCGCCCAACGCAGCAGCCUCGGAGCAUCUCCUUCUGAGUUCUGGCUUCUGACUGAGGAAGGAAUCCAAUCGAAGGGCGUCAGUCGUUUACCUCAAAAAAAAAAAAAAACAUGAAGUCCGUCUUCAUUUGGGUAUUGGGUUUGACAGCGAGCAAUGGUUACUACCACUACCAGCUGACUGAAAGAGUUAAAGAGGUUGCAUA
Messenger RNA from Sorghum bicolor (sorghum), 1909 nucleotides. Its product is annotated as MLO-like protein 1. The transcript is spliced from 14 exons. Bases 231 to 1745 code for a protein of 504 amino acids. Gene Ontology annotation, biological process: defense response. Gene Ontology annotation, cellular component: membrane. The record is from RefSeq and is a predicted model, not a curated record. Lineage: Eukaryota; Viridiplantae; Streptophyta; Magnoliopsida; Poales; Poaceae.